UAAAUAUAUAAUUUUAUGGUAUGUAAUUAUCAUCGUUCAUCGCAAAUGUUUUAUUUACAAGAAUAAUGUUGAUUGCUUUCAUGGUCAUUUUAAUUUGUUUGAACCUUGGUAUGACGUGCAUCUAUCUAUCUCCAAAAGAUUGUGAGUUCAAAACCACAGAAUGUCUUUCAAACUGAUCGACGUAGACAAAGAAUACGAAAAAGACGAUUGUCUUAAACGCGAAGACGUAAAAAUCCUCUCCGAAUGGCUAGAAAAUCAGCCCCAUUUGCCCAAAGCCACCGAACUCCAACUCAUCCUCUUCCUCCAGAGUUGCUACUACAAAAUCGAGGUUGCAAAAAACGCCAUUGAAAAGUUUUUUACAAUUCGAACUCGAUGUCCCGACAUUUUCGCAGUUCUACCAAUCGAAAUAUUGAAACGAGAACUAUCCGUCUGUUCGAUGGUUUUUCUUCCUGAGAAAACUCCCGAUGGUUGUAUUGUUGUUAUAACAAAAAUGAUAGAUACAAGACCUGAACACUACAAUUGUGUGACCCAAAUAACUUGUAUGGAUAUGGUACUGAUGUUGUAUAUGCACCAGAAUGGGACUUGUAACGGAAUUGUGUCAAUUUCGGAUUUACAAGGUCUCAGUUUUGGUCAUAUGAGAAGAUUUAAUUUAGGCGCAGUUAGAAAACAUUUGGUUUACAUUCAAGAAGCCAUCCCUGUACGAAUCAAAGGGUUACACCAUGUCAAUUUGGUCCCAUUUACCGACAAAAUGAUGGCAAUAAUGAAACCCUUCAUGAAAAAGGAACUAACCGAUUUGCUCUAUUUCCACAAUUCUCUGGAUGCGUUAUAUAAACACGUACCGAAGCAAAUUUUACCAAAGGAAUAUGGCGGUGAUGCCCUUUCGCUUGAAAUAUUGCAGGAACAAAACGUGAAAAAUGUUUUGGAAAAUAUGGACUUUUUCAAUUGGUUGGAUACACUUAAAGUCGAUGAGACGAAACGGCCUGAAAAAACAAAAAAUUCCGAUUGUCAACUAAUAUGAAUUUUAAGGCUACAAGAAAAAAUAAACGAUAACAUACUU
Tribolium madens (black flour beetle) is the source of this 1057-nucleotide messenger RNA. Its product is annotated as alpha-tocopherol transfer protein-like. The transcript has 6 exons. Gene Ontology annotation, molecular function: phosphatidylinositol bisphosphate binding. The record is from RefSeq and is a predicted model, not a curated record. The coding region runs from base 161 to 1018 and encodes 285 amino acids. Lineage: Eukaryota; Metazoa; Arthropoda; Insecta; Coleoptera; Tenebrionidae. Gene Ontology annotation, cellular component: membrane.